AUGCGCAGUGAUCGAACACGAUCUUCGCGGUAUGAGAGGAGCACCGGCGUAAAGAAUAUUUUGCAGUCAAUUGCAAGUGAUACAAUUGAUGCGCAGAAACACCAAGGCCUUCCGGAGGUGGUUUGGCGAAAGGGUCGGGGGCUGGGCGAUCGGUCGCACUCGCGGAGUGACGACUUCAGCCUCACGAAGCUGUAG
Penicillium taxi is the source of this 195-nucleotide messenger RNA. RefSeq lists its product as uncharacterized. The coding region runs from base 1 to 195 and encodes 64 amino acids. NCBI's taxonomy places the organism in Eukaryota, Fungi, Ascomycota, Eurotiomycetes, Eurotiales, Aspergillaceae. The transcript has a single exon. The record is from RefSeq and is a predicted model, not a curated record.